Molecule: messenger RNA, 2965 nt
Organism: Ceutorhynchus assimilis (cabbage seed weevil)
Lineage: Eukaryota; Metazoa; Arthropoda; Insecta; Coleoptera; Curculionidae
Source: the annotation of a GenBank genome assembly
ACAAGCGUCUAGCCCCCAGCUGGCAACUUUUAUUCCUAGAGGCCUGUCAGGUGUCGCCAUGCGAGUGUAUGCGCACUUUGACGUCUUCCUUCUUCCAGCUGACUGGUUCCAGCGCGCUGCUUUUGUUUAUGUUGUGAAUUUUGUGGUGAAUCGAACUGUUUAUUGUUUACUGUUUUUUGCUCGGUUUUUUGCAAUGGAUAACAACAAAAUUGAUAAAUUGUGUUGUAAAUAUUGUAAAAAUGAAUUUGGUUAUUUAUAUAAUUUGAGGAAACACGUGAACAAAUUUCAUUCUGAUGAUGAGGACUAUUUAAAAACUAUUUCAAAACAUUCAAAUAGUGAAUUUAAAUUUUCAUGCAAGAUGUGUCAUAAAAAUUUCAAUCACAAAAAAAACCUGAAGUUUCAUACUAAAACUCAUGAACGACAACAAGAUCAAGUGCCUGAAAUCUCAACUGGAAUCACAACAGAGUUCAAUGAACCCAUUACUGGAGCUAUUACCACUGCAAAAUGUGCAAUGUGCCAAACUGAGUGUAUAAAUAAUAAGGCUGUUUUACUGCACUACGCAGAAGCUCAUGAUAUUGUGCUGAAAAAAAAAUCAUUUAUUCUUCCAAAACUUGAUGAAUUUUAUGCAUGGAAAAGGAAAUUUGAAAGUGACACUAAUAGCAGAUUUUUUAAAGUAUCUUCUUCUAACUCAUGUAAAACCCAUAAGUACAUUCGAUUUACGUGCCAUCGUUCAGGUCAAUAUGUUCCAGAAGGCAAAGGUGUUCGACAUUUGAAAACCCAGGGCAGUAAUAAGAUUAAUGCUGUCUGUCCAGCAACUAUUACAUUGAAACACAGAUUCAGUGAUGGCAUAUGUGAAAUACAAGUACAAGAAACACAUGUAGGUCAUCAAAAUGAAAUUGGUCAUCUGAAUUUAACUAAAAUUGAACGCGAAAGUCUGGCUGGAAAAAUUGCUUUGAAAAUUCCGUUUGAUGAAAUUUUGGAUGACAUACGAAAUUCUAUAUGCGACAACACUCUAAAACGACUUCAUCUCCUAACAAAGAAGGAUCUCUUCAAUAUAGAAUUCUGUUACAACUUGAGUUCUACAUCAAUGAGACACUCGAAUGAUGUUGUAUCAGUUAAUUCCUGGAUCCAUGAAAUGCAAGAAAAAGGCCAGGCAAUUCUAUUCUACAAACCUCAAGGCAGUCUAAAUAAUGAAUAUCCUAUUUUGAAAGAAAGUGAUUUUGUCUUAGUUAUUAUGACAGAUGCCCAAAGUGAAAUUUUAAAAAAAUACAGUUCAGAUUGUGUUUGUAUUGAUGGAACACACGGAACAAAUAGCUAUAAUUUUGAGCUCACCACACUGUUAGUAGUUGACGAUAUGCGAGAAGGAUUUCCUUGUGGAUUUCUCAUAUCAAAUCGUUCAGACAAAGAUGUUUUUAUAAUAUUUUGCAAUUGUAUCAAAACACGCAUUGGUGGCGGUAUUGUCUGUAAUGUUUUUAUGUCAGAUAUGGCUGAAGCAUUCUUCAAUGCCUGGAUAGAAGUAAUGCCUCCUCCAAAGCAAAGACUGUUUUGUAGCUGGCAUGUUGAUCGCGCAUGGCGAAAUAACUUAUCAAAAAUCAAGACUACUAAAAAACGGGUUAUUGUAUAUAAAACUUUGAGGGCUAUUCUGCAAGAAACAGACAUACACGCAUUUGACAAAAUGUUGAUUGAAUUCAAUGGACUCGUAAAUGCAGAUAAUGAUACACAAGAAUUUGGCAUAUAUUUUAAUAAGGAAUACAUGCCUAACAUGUCAUGUUGGGCAUAUUGUUUCAGGAUAGGAGCAGGGGUGAACACUAACAUGCAUUUAGAGAGAAUGCACCGUACCCUUAAAUAUACUUAUUUGAAAGGCAAACAUGUUAAAAGACUAGAUAAAGGUAUUAAUGCCAUAAUGUGUUUGGUGCGAGAUAAAUGCAUAGAAAGAUUGAUAACAAUAAACAAGGGGAAACUUUCUUCUAAAUUGUCAGCACUUCGAUCUAGACAUAAAACUAGCUUGACGUUAGACUUAAAUUCAGUUAUGCCAUGUGAUGAUGGUUGGAAUGUGGCAUCUGGAAAGAAGACUGAUUUAUAUUUAAUUCGCCAAGUGAAAGAUCAUUGCGAGUGCCAUUUGAUAUGUAUUGAAUGUAACACUUGUUUGCAUAGAUUCAUCUGCUCUUGCCAUGAUUCGUCAAUUGAAUAUAAUAUGUGCAAACACAUUCAUCUCUUGUGUAAAUCAUUGGCAAGUGGAGUAUGUACGUCCCCAAAUACCAGGCUGAAUGAAGCAAAUGAACGGCAAUUUGGUCAUUGUUGAAAACCGUCAGGACGAAUUCCAACACAUUUUAACAGAUCUAAGUUCAAAAUCAUCCACAUCGACCUCUUUGAUAAUGGAAAAAACAAAAAUGAAGGAAGCAUUGCAAGAACUGAUCAACAAAGUCGAUUUAAUGACCUCACAAUCUGAACUUGAUGUAGUCAAAAAGUGCAUUGCUCCUAUUGCUCCUACUCUGGCUUCUUUGAAUGCAGCUAAUAGCAUUCAACAUGUUUCCAAAAUUCCCCAUAACAAAAAGAUUGACAAGCAGAGGAAAUUUGUUUACACAAAAAAGAAAAACUAUUCAAAACGGAAUCCCUACAAAAAGCCAACUCGCGAAGAAACUGAAAAUAUUGCAGCGGCCCUAUUACUUAAUUAAUACCUAUUUUUUUUUGUAAAACUGCCUCGCUCAAAAUGGAGCUUUUAGUUUCUCACACGCUAGGCAAUGUUGAUGACUUGUUUCCUAAAAAAUAAAAAUUACAAAGGUAUUUGGUUGUUUUAUUUUUAAGUUCUAGAGAAAGCAUUGUAAAAAACUUAUUAGAAAAACUUUUUUCCACACUAUACUUGUGGACCUAGCCGUAGACAACAAACUGUCUCAGACAUGCGAAAAGAGUCGUUUUCAAAUUUUGUUGUUUAAAUAACUAUUUUAUUUCUUAAUAAUUGUUUUUA